GUUAUACUGCUGACCUAUACGUAACCUAGCAGCUCUGCCGGAGUGCCGGGUCGCUUGCCGGAUAUAUCCUACGGAGACGGAGUAUUGUUUUUGCUAAGGCUUCAGAUCUGGGAUUAUCCUGAGGGAAUUUACCAUUGUUGUAUCAAUAUUAUCACUGGUACUGCGAGCUUAAGAUUUCUACAUGCGUCUCAGCUCUAUCAAUUAAUCAAUGGCGGUGAAGGAGAAAUCACGAAUUCAAAAAGUAGCAGAAGAGGUAAAAGAAGAACAAAGUCCAGAAAAGGAGCUGCAAAAUGCGCAGUCUUCAAAAGAGGAAGAGGAAGGGGAAGAGGAAGAAGAGCAGACCUUCGAAGAGUUGGGUCUGGACCCUCGCCUUAUCCGUGCCUUAACUAAGAGAAACAUUGACAAGCCCACUCCCAUCCAGCGCGUUGCUAUUCCUCUCAUUCUCGAAGGUAAAGAUGUGGUUGCUCGAGCAAAGACUGGUUCUGGUAAGACCUUUGCCUACCUUCUUCCUCUGCUUCAUAAGCUCUUCUCCAUUUUGCCUUCCAAGAAGAACUCUGCUCCCUCUGCUAUCAUUCUUGUCCCAACUCGGGAACUCUGCCAGCAAGUUUAUUCGGAGGCUACAUCUUUAGUUGAAUUGUGUAAAGCGCAAUUAAAAGUUGUCCAGUUGACAAGCACCAUGUCCACUUCUGACUUGAAAACCACUUUUGCCGGGUCUCCUGAAAUUCUUAUAUCUACACCAGCUUGCAUUAAGACAUGCUUUUCAAACAGAGUUCUUCAAGCAGAAGCUCUUCAAUAUUCCCUCUCCAUUCUAGUACUUGAUGAGGCCGAUCUUCUUUUGUCAUAUGGUUAUGAAGAUGAUCUAAAAGCUCUUACAUCUUACAUCCCCAAGCGCUGCCAAUCCCUUCUCAUGUCUGCUACUUCAAGUGAAGAUGUUGAUAAGCUGAAGAAGCUUAUAUUACAUAAUCCCUGCAUCUUAACGUUAUCUGAAGUUGGUAACCUUAAGGAUGAUGUGAUUCCCAAGAAUGUCCAGCAAUUUUCUAUUUCUUGCAGUUCUAGUGACAAGUUUGUGCAGAUCCUUGCCCUCCUGAAGUUUGAGCUAGUUCAGAAAAGAAUUCUAAUAUUUACAAAUUCUAUUGACAUGAGUUUCAGACUGAAAUUAUUCUUUGAACAGUUUGGGAUUAAGGCUGCAGUUUUAAAUGCUGAGCUUCCUCAAAAUUCACGCUUACACAUUCUUGAGGAAUUUAAUGCUGGACUUUUUGAUUAUUUGAUUGCAACUGAUGGUGGCAAUGCGGAAGGAACAGAUCCAACAGAUGGUAGAAGUCACAACGAGAAUAUGAAACAUAAAAAGCAUCCAAAGAAAAAAUUGGAUUCAGAAUUUGGGGUAGUGAGAGGAAUAGACUUCAAAAAUGUGCACACUGUAAUAAAUUUUGAGAUGCCCAGAACAGCUGAAGGGUAUGUGCAUCGUGUUGGUCGUACUGGGAGAGCAUAUAACACUGGUGCAUCUGUCUCCCUUGUUUCUCCAGAAGACGCAGAAAUUUUACAAGAGGUUAGAUCUUUGUUAGGGGAAAAUGUUGACAGCGACUCAAACUUCAUUGCUCCCUUCCCAUUACUCACUAAGAAUGCAGUAGAGUCAUUGCGAUAUAGAGCCGAGGAUGUGGCAAGGAGUGUUACUAAAAUUGCCAUAAAAGAAGCACGCGCACAGGAUCUGAGGAAUGAAAUUUUGAAUUCUCAAAAGUUGAAGGCCCAUUUUCAAGAGAAUCCUCAGGACUUAGAUCUUUUAAAACAUGACAAAACCCUUAGUAAGAAGGCCCCUGCUCCUCAUCUCCGUAGUGUGCCAGACUACCUAAUUGACCCAACGACACAGGAAGCUAGCAAGAUUGUAAAACUCGCUAGAGCUGCAAUGGGGAAUGAUAAUGCUCCUCGGCGCAAAGGGUUUACUGGGAAAUUUAAAAGAUCCAGGGACCCUCUUCGAACAUUUUCCGCUGAGGGACCAAAGCGAGCGUCAAAAGGCCGGACAAAGAGAAAGCAGAAUGAUACUGAUUUUGGGCAUAAAAAUAAAAAGGGAAAGUCUAAUAUAUUUGAUUAAGUUAUAACUGUUUCUUGCUACACAUCAUAGACAAAAUUUUGUAACUUGUAAAAGCAGUGGGAUCAUAGGUACAGGAUUUGGUGAACAAGUAAUCAUAACUUGCACACAGGUUUCUUUUUCCUGCAUAAUUAGGCCUUGCAUUUCUCUUCACAAAUACUCACGAAAAUGAGACCAAGUCAUGUUUGGGAGUGUAUUGGUAUUUUAGGUGGUGUUAAAAUAGCAUCUUCAUUCAAAUAUACCUCAAACAAUGUCCAAGGUGGUGCUUAGUGACAUUGCUAGUGUAAAUGUUUGGACGUCGG
Cuscuta europaea is the source of this 2385-nucleotide messenger RNA. The record is from the annotation of a GenBank genome assembly. NCBI's taxonomy places the organism in Eukaryota, Viridiplantae, Streptophyta, Magnoliopsida, Solanales, Convolvulaceae.